Messenger RNA from Pseudogymnoascus destructans, 2034 nucleotides. RefSeq lists its product as uncharacterized. Lineage: Eukaryota; Fungi; Ascomycota; Leotiomycetes; Thelebolales; Thelebolaceae. Gene Ontology annotation, molecular function: phosphatidylinositol binding. The transcript is spliced from 2 exons. The record is from RefSeq and is a predicted model, not a curated record. Bases 1 to 2034 code for a protein of 677 amino acids.
AUGCAGAGAGUUACUUCCAUGCUGCCGUCCUGGGACAGGACAAAGAAGGGCGGCAAGCACGGCUUCGAUAAAGUCUGGGGCUGGGCUGACAAGCUCGGUGCCCCGGUAAACAAGCUCACGAACAAAAUCGGCAGUGAGGCGUUUUGGCCGACCGAAUUGGACAAAGAGAGUGACAAGGCUGCGAGGAUAUUGAGGAGCUUCUGUAAGGAUGGCUUCUACAAAGAAGAGAAACUGCCGCCGAGCGAAGUCGGUCCCAACAAGAGUGCGAAGCAACGAGUACUUAUGAAGAUCCCGCCAAAUGUGGUCAAGAAUGCAGUUGGGAUGGCCAUUUUCACAACAAUGCGCUCAGGUCUUUGGAUUUCGGGUGCGGGCGGAUCUGGGGUCUUGGUCGCGCGGUUGGAAGACGGGUCGUGGUCACCUCCUUCAGCGAUUAUGCUACACACCGCCGGGAUAGGAUUUUUAGUGGGCAUCGACAUAUACGACUGCGUUGUGGUAAUCAACAGCAGGAAGACCUUGGAGUCGUUUACGAAGAUUCGAGCAACGGUUGGUGGCGAAAUCAGUGCCGUUGCAGGGCCAGUUGGGGUUGGUGGGGUGAUUGAGAGUGAUGGGAAAUGGAAGCAGAUAAACAGGCCAGUGUUCACAUACCUGAAGUCGAGAGGAUUCUAUGCUGGAGUUCAGUUAGACGGCACAGUAAUUAUCGAAAGAACUGACGAAAAUGAGAGGUUCUAUGGCGAGAGGAUAUCCGCAGCGAAUAUCUUGGCUGGAAAGGUCAGAUUCGUACCGAGGGAAACAAAAAUGCUCCUGGAGACACUGAAGCUGGCAGAGGGCCGAUCGGACUACGACCAGGAACUGAUGGAAGAAUUGGAGGAUCAACCCGCCCCAGGAGAUGUCGAUGUCGAGUCAACAACUGUUUUCGGAAUCCCCGAACUAGAUGACCCCGAUCCAUUCGGCGUCCUUGCUUUAGAGCAGGCCGGGUUGGAUAUCAAAGAGGCAGGGAGCCACUCCCGGCCGAGUAGCUCACAGUUUGAAUACAAGCCGAGCCCCAUGAGUCCGAUAUUUCCACACCUAAACCGGAUGAGUAUGGACACAACCGGGGCAGGCAGUCGAGCCAGCUAUAUGAGCAACUCGAAAAGAACCAGCUUACGAACUGUCCGAAGUAUUUCAAUGGGUACACAAACGGACGCGGAUGACUCGUCCAGCGUGCAUGCAAAGACUCCAAUCGAAGCGGCUGAUACUCCUGUGGAAAAAGUUGUAGAACCGCCGGAUGUCGACUACACGCAAAUUGAUCUCGGACCCUACAGUGGCUUCACGAGCUCAAGCCGUGCUUCUGAGUUCAAUGGGAGUGGCACGACUAUAACAGAGCAAGAAUCGCCCGAAGCCCAACACCACGAUGGGGCCGACAAGCAUGCCGAACCCCCAAACCACGAAACGUCCGCGAAGCAUGUGGAACCGCAGCAUCAAGAAAGGUCUGAGAAGGGUACCGAGCCCCAAUAUCGCGAAAGGUCCGAGAAGCGUACGGAACCCCAAAACCACGAAGAUUCCGAGAAGCACGGCGAUAGCGAGGCCGACAAUUAUUCAGACGACGGUUUGGACGACGACGAGCCCGUGGUUUUCGAGGCGGCAGCAGCAACGCAUCGCCCGACCCACAUCAACGUUGUCAAGGCGCGAGGAAAUGUCGUCACCAUCCCACCAAGGCCGACACCACCUCUGCCACCAAGGAGUUCGGCAAGAGGUAGCAGGAGUUUAGUCAAUGGUGUGUGGGAGAAUGGGUCCCCACUUGCUAGCCCGAGGUCGGACAGGUUUUCUCCUCUCUCGAGCCCAAGGGCUGACGGGUUUGAGAUUGCCAAGCUUAACGGGAGCCCAAGCAGUCGGCCUUCAUCGCUCCAGAGCCAGACUGAAAAACCAAAUAGCACAACCGAAAAUGGGGUCAAGGCAGUGGAUGAAGCCAAUGGAGUUAAAGAGAAGAAGUCGAGUGAAGCGGAGGUCCCCUACGGUCGAUAUCUUUCCUCUGGAAACCAGACGAGCAACCCAUAA